Ordospora colligata OC4 is the source of this 1161-nucleotide messenger RNA. RefSeq names its product aminoacyl-tRNA ligase. Gene Ontology annotation, molecular function: tryptophan-tRNA ligase activity; ATP binding. Gene Ontology annotation, cellular component: cytoplasm. NCBI's taxonomy places the organism in Eukaryota, Fungi, Microsporidia, Ordosporidae. The transcript has a single exon. Gene Ontology annotation, biological process: tryptophanyl-tRNA aminoacylation. The record is from RefSeq and is a predicted model, not a curated record. Bases 1 to 1161 code for a protein of 386 amino acids.
AUGGAAAACCAAAACAUAACACCUUGGAAUGUAGAGGUGAUGUCAACCGGAGAGUCUCCCGUAGGCAUCGACUAUGGAAAAGUCAUUAAUCAGUUCGGAUGUGAGGAGCUUAGUAACGCUCUUGUGGAUCGCUUGGAAGCACUCACAGGCAAACCUGCACACUAUUUCUUUCGGAGAGGCAUUGUUUUUGCUCAUAGAGACUUUGGAUUGCUUCUCAAACAGGUAGCUGAUGGUAAGCCAUUCUAUCUAUACACUGGACGAGGUCCCAGCUCGAAAGCAAUGCACAUUGGACAUGCAAUUCCACUGCUUCUGUGCAAGUAUCUACAGGACACAUUCAGAAUAAAGCUUGUGAUACAAAUGACAGAUGAUGAAAAGUUCCUGUGGAAAGGGAUGAAGAUGGAAGAUGCCAUUUAUUAUGCAAGAGAGAAUAUCAAGGACAUCAUAGCGUUUGGGUUUGAUCCUGACCUUACAUACAUUUUCACAAACAUUGAGUCCUCGCACCACUUUGAACAGAAUGUGCUCAAAAUCUCAAGAUCAAUCAACCUAAAUGAGGCAUUCAAGGUUUUUGGGUUUGAUAUGAGUAGCAGUAUAGGGCAGAUUGGAUUCCCUCCAAAAGAGAUUGCGCCAUGCUUUGCUAGCUCUUUUAAGUUUAUAGAAAAUAAUAGUAUGUGUUUGAUUCCUGCUGCUGUUGACCAGGACCCUUAUUUCAGGCUUGCAAGAGACAAGGCAAGGGUUCUUGGGGAAAUGAAACCUUCAUCAAUUUAUGUAUCGCUUCUGCCAGACCUGAAAGGUGUGAACAAGAAAAUGUCUGCAAGCGAUCAGAAUAGCUCGAUAUCACUUGAUGACACGCCUGAAAACAUACGAAAGAAAAUCACGACAUAUGCAUACUCAGGAGGAAGAAAAACAAUGAAGGAGCACAAGGAAAUGGGAGGAGACAUCAGUGUAGAUGUUCCUUUUGAGUAUCUGAGAUACUUCUUACAAGAAGAUGAUGAACUUGAGGCGUACCGCUCUGGAUAUCUUUCUGGUAAUAUUUCCAGCAGGGACAUGAAAGAAAAGUGUAUCAGUGUGAUCCAGAAGUUUGUUGCUGAAUAUCAAUCCUCCAGACAGGCUGUAGACGACAAAGAAAUGCAAAGAUUCAUGGAUAUUAAUAAAUUUGAGUGA